Molecule: messenger RNA, 1440 nt
Organism: Sclerotinia sclerotiorum 1980 UF-70
Lineage: Eukaryota; Fungi; Ascomycota; Leotiomycetes; Helotiales; Sclerotiniaceae
Exons: 2
Coding region: 1-1440 (479 amino acids)
Biological process (GO): nucleotide-excision repair; regulation of transcription by RNA polymerase II; DNA-templated transcription
Cellular component (GO): transcription factor TFIIH holo complex; transcription factor TFIIH core complex
Molecular function (GO): zinc ion binding
Source: RefSeq, a predicted model, not a curated record
AUGGCAGACUCGGAUGGUGAAUAUGUGGAUGAUCUCUCAGAUGAUGAUAUUGGAGCCCCCGCCAUUGUAAAUGCCGGACAUGGCACGCGGUCUACUGGAGCUGCGGCGGGGCCCGCUGGAUCAACUACCAGAGAAAAGGCUACAAAUGGGGGAGGUAAUAGACGGAGAGCUGCCUGGGAAGACAUUCAGAGAAGUUGGGACACUGUUGUCGAAGGAGCAGAUGGUAGUAUCAAUUCCGCGGUUGAGGGGUUGAGGGAGGCCAACAAGAGGAAGAGAUUGCUGAGAGAUACAACGCCCUUACAGCGAGGUAUUAUCCGCCAUCUAAUACUCAUUCUCGAUCUAUCCUUCUCCAUGACAGAAAAAGACAUGCGCCCCACGCGCUACCUUCUUACUCUCCGCUACGCCAGCGAAUUCGUCACAGAAUACUUCGAACAAAACCCUAUCUCACAGCUUGGCAUCAUUGGCAUGCGCGAUGGCAUCGCAGUGCGUAUUUCAGAUAUGAGUGGAAAUCCUACCGAGCAUAUUGAACGAUUAAAAAGUCUCCGUGUAGACCAAGGUCAAGGAAAUCCUAGUUUACAAAAUGCGUUGGAGAUGAGCAGAGCCGCACUUUUCCACGCUCCAAGCCAUGGUACAAGGGAAAUCCUUAUUAUCUACGGUGCUCUUCUUACGAGUGACCCGGGCGAUAUCCACGAAACAAUCUCCUCGCUCAUAGCGGACCGCAUACGGGUUAGUAUUGUAGGCCUCGCGGCCCAAGUUGCCAUUUGCGCCGAAAUAUGCUCACGCACUAAUGCUGGGGAUGAUACGGCAUAUUCUGUUGCGCUGAACGAGGAGCACUUCAGACAAUUGAUGAUGGCGACUACAACGCCCCCGGUGACGCGUACUAAAAAACAAUCUCAUAGUAGUUUACUCAUGAUGGGGUUUCCAUCUCGGACACUCGGACCGGGGAAAAGUAUGAGUUUUUGCGCAUGUCAUGGCAAGUUAAGUAGAGGAGGUUACCUCUGUUCUCGCUGCGGUAGUAAAGUGUGCUCACUACCAGCCGAAUGCCCGGCAUGCGGUCUCACACUUAUCCUCUCCACCCAUUUGGCCCGCUCAUAUCAUCAUCUAUUCCCUUUGCGAAACUGGGUGGAAGUCCUCUGGAAAGAUGCAGGAAAAACUAGGGCUUGUUAUGGAUGUCAAGCACCUUUCCCGAGAAGGGAUGAGCACGAGAAGGGAGCACCAGAACCCGGAUUGAAGAGUAUGAGUGAAAGUGGGAGAUAUGCAUGUGAGGUCUGUGGAAAUCACUUUUGCAUAGAUUGUGAUGUUUUUGCACAUGAUGUGGUGCAUAAUUGUCCCGGGUGCCAGAGCGACACCAGAGGCUUGAUUAGUGGGCCUGCUGGGAGAGGAGCAGGAGGAGCUCCAGCGAGGACUACGGAAAAGGAUGUAGAUGCUAUGAUUGAAUAG